Messenger RNA from Vigna unguiculata (cowpea), 2082 nucleotides. RefSeq names its product Phospholipase A2 family protein. Gene Ontology annotation, molecular function: A2-type glycerophospholipase activity. Gene Ontology annotation, biological process: arachidonate secretion; phospholipid metabolic process. The record is from RefSeq and is a predicted model, not a curated record. Lineage: Eukaryota; Viridiplantae; Streptophyta; Magnoliopsida; Fabales; Fabaceae.
CCCAUUUCUUGACGGGUCCCACUCUGCCCAUGAAGAAAUGGUGUUGAAUUAGUGGUGGUGGUUUUGUGGUUACUAUGUUCCCACCCAAGUCUAGCAUCAGAACCACAUUUCAGUUUCUUGUUCUUCCAUUCACCUCAGAACAUGGUUUAGCAGAUGAACUACAAGUUUUCAGAAUAUUUGGUUCUGCGGUAGCAAAUUGUGUGCUUUGGUGACUCUAGUUUUGUUCGCCAUGAACUUAGAGUUUCUGGGUAAAUUCCCUUGGUUUAAUGCUCAGUUGAUUCCAUAUUCAGUGACUAACUCAGUUCCUACCAAAGCUUUAACUGAACAACCUAAAGAAGAAUCUGGAGAUGAACCAAAACUGCCCUUCAUUUCAUUGUUUCCUUGGGGAAAGAGUGCUGGAGACAAAUUUCAAAGGCCAUCUACUAUCAAUAAAGGGUUAAGGAGGAAAGCACAACGUGGAGGGAAUGGUGUAAGGGAAGAUGGUGAGGCUAUACCUUUGCACUUCCGGCCAUAUGUGUGUAAGGUUCCAUGGCAUACAGGGGUUAGAGCAUUUCUUUCUCAGCUGUUCCCCAGAUAUGGACAUUACUGUGGACCAAACUGGUCAAGUGGGAAGGAUGGAGGAUCUCUUGUUUGGGACAGGAGACCAAUUGAUUGGUUGGAUUUCUGCUGUUACUGCCAUGAUAUAGGGUAUGAUACUCAUGAUCAAGCUAAGCUGCUGAAGGCUGACUUAGCUUUUCUAGAGUGUUUGGAAAAGCAGCAUGGGAGAACUAAAGGAGAUCCUCAUGUUGCUCAUCUUUACCAGACAAUGUGUAUUAAUGGUCUGAGGAAUUUUCUGAUACCUUACAGAAGGAAUAUAGUAAAUCUGCAACAUUUUGGGCAACCUUUGAUUCAGUUUGGAUGGCUAAGCAAUUUGAGAUGGAAAAGUUGGAACUUUCAGAAAACUCAUGGAUUGAACUCAGUUGGGGGAAGUACCAUGUCAUAAAUUAUGAUUGUUAUCUAUUUUUUGAAGUGUGCAGCCCUGAACCCUCACCAAGUUUCUUCAGUUUUAAACUUCUGUUGGCUAGAGCAUGCUUCUUAUUCUCAUGGCUUCGACGUUUUGUAUAGACUAUAGUGUACAUAGCUUGCGUUGUAAAUUGGAACUUUUGGUGUUCUGUGACUACUUGGUGCCGCAAACCAAUGCGUCACUAUUGAAAAUCAUUAGGUUUGUGAACUGUGAACUGUAACUUUGUUUGCUUAUAUUUGAAGACUUAGCUUAUGCUAUGUGUAGCUAUUGGCAUGUGUUGUGUACUAUAUAAUUAUUAGGAUGUCUGUAAUUAGAAGGAAGUAACAAUAUUUGUUUUGGCUCAAAAUAGGAUAUUUUCUAUACUACAGAACAUAAUUGUAUUUAUAUAAAGCAUCUGCAAAAAUGUGCAGUGAAAUGAAUUAUCAAAAUAUACUUUUCAGAUACCUUUUUGACAUAGUACCAAAGCAGGUUUGAUCCUGCAUUACACAAACCUGAAUCAAAAACCUUGUAUGAGAUGAAACUUGUCAAUUUGAAUUGAAUCAAAGGUCUUUUUUUGACCUAACAACAUGAUCCCUCACAACCUACCACAAUCGUUGUCCAUUCUAGUAUUAUUGGUAAGAUGUUUGAAUUCUUUACAACUUUUAAGAAUUUGCUUGAAUCUUUGAUAGAGUCCAGCUGAUCAUAUAGUUAAGGACUCCCAUUACAAACAAUUUCUAAUUUUUCUUCACUCCAUUAUCACUGUCAUGUCACCAAUGGAAGUAUCUCUCCCAUUACCAAUAUAUGGCUUGCUGUUUUUGUAUGAAAAUAUAUUCUUAUUGUCUCAUACAAUUUGUUAUUUGUCAACAAAAAUACCCUUUUUCUUGCUUGCACUAUAACUUCGGUCAUCAUGUUUCUGUUUCUAGGACAUUCUGACCAACAAGAUUCUUAGUCGUGUUGUUAUGCAGGGGAAGCUCUACUAUUUUUGGAGUUGCUAAAAAACAUAUGAUAAAAAUUCGAAUCAAGCCAGCAAAGAAGACAAAAGAAGAACAUCUUUCAUUUGCGUAUUUACAAAUGUUGCAAUCACAAUUUUUAAUUUUGGA